GCUCUCGCUAAGGACACGGGCUGCUCGGCUCACUUGCGUGGUUUUAUGAACAUUUGAGGAGUUUUCUGCGGCAGAAGUAAGCUGUCUGCUUGUAAACGUGCCAGACCUGCGUCGGAGAAGCCGCCUCGCGCGUCUUCCAUCAUCAAACCACCGAGCGGGAACCUGAGGCGAGCGUCGCCCCGUCAUGCUGUAGGAGCGCGUCUGCGUGGGACUGAGGUGUGAGUGGGACCAUGCGUGGACAACACGACCCGAGGCUGCCGCUGCUCUGCCUCGCGCUCGCCGUCCUCCUGUCAGGAGCGCACGCGGGUGUGAAGAAGAGCGCCGGCCCCUGCGGAGGAAGAGACUGCAGCGGCGGCUGCCAGUGCUACCCGGAGAAGGGCGCCAGGGGUUCUCCUGGGCCUCUCGGCCUUCAGGGGCCACAGGGGCCUCCAGGGAGACCAGGCGAUCCAGGCAUCCAAGGACCAAAGGGGCACAAAGGUGAACGUGGCCAUGGUGGCCACCUGGGUCCCAAAGGAAGUGUGGGGAUGACGGGCGUUCCUGGGUUUUCUGGAAAUGAUGGUAUUCCGGGCCACCCAGGACAGGCUGGGAACAGAGGGAAACCGGGUGCAGACGGCUGUAAUGGCACACAGGGAGAGCCAGGCUUCCCCGGGCGAAGCAGCGCUAAUGGCAGACCUGGAUUACCUGGACAAGCAGGCAGGAAAGGAGAGAAAGGAGACUCGCUGGAUGUGCAGGUGUACCUCGAACGUUUCAGGGGGGAUCCAGGAACACCGGGGGCCGAUGGAAUAUUUGGGCCUCCAGGUCAGCCGGGGUUUCAUGGUAACAGAGGCAUUCCAGGACCAAAGGGUCCCCAAGGGAUUCCAGGUCCCAAAGGACGAAAGGGUGAAAUGGUUAAUUAUAUUAAAGGAGACAAAGGGGACAUUGGGGACAUCGGACCACCUGGAGAGCCUGGAAAUGCUACAUAUCAACAUACUCUGCCACCCGACAACUCACAGGGCCGUCCUGGAGAGAUAGGACUGAAGGGAGACAGAGGAGAUGAUGCGGACAAUAAAGGAGAAACUGGCGUACCUGGAUUCGUUGGAGAGCGAGGUCCGCCUGGUAGAAACGGGAGUCCUGGACCAAAAGGGCAAAGUGGAGAGGACGGACUCAGAGGCAGCAAAGGAGUAAAGGGAGUCAGAGGUGAACCAGGAGAGCUAAUUUCAUCUGGAUCCUAUUUAGAGGCUGGACCCCCUGGUCCUCGUGGUAACCGGGGUCCCCAGGGAGAGAGGGGCCAAGUAGGCGAUAAAGGUUUCCUUGGACCCCCAGGAAGCUCUGCUUCUGAAUCACAACAACAACAACAAGAGUACGAGUUCUUUGGGCCAUUUGGUGUAGAUGGGGAUCAGGGAGAGAAAGGCUUACAGGGGGAAGCAGGAAUUCCUGCUUUCAUGCCAGGUCCCCCAGGUGCCAAAGGGCGUCCUGGGUUCCAAGGCCCUCCAGGACGCAAGCAAACAUGGAGUGAUGUAUUCAAGGGGAUUUCAGGCUCAAGGGGAAGACCUGGCAAUGCAGGCCCUAAAGGACUGAAAGGUGAUCACGGUGAAUGUCAGUGCACUCUGGAAGGCUCAAAUCUGGGCCCACCUGGCCCUGCUGGGGAUCCUGGUGUUUCUGGAAUGGUUGGAGAAUUUGGUCCACGUGGCGAUGUAGGGGACGAUGGUCUCCAAGGAAACGACGGGCUACCUGGACCUCGUGGCAGUGAAGGUUUUCCAGGCCCCAAAGGCCAAAAGGGGGCGAUAAGUGUACCCAAAGAGAAAGGAUAUCCAGGAGACCCAGGACCUGCUGGACGAGCUGGGUGGCCAGGAGCACCAGGUGCAGCCGGCCGACAGGGUUCGCCUGGCGUCCCUGGGUCCCGGGGUUUUCCAGGAGAAGGUCCCACGGGGGAUCAUGGAGACAAAGGCUUCCAGGGCCUGCCCGGUCAGCCUGGUACAGCUGGGUUGAGGGGACCACCAGGUGCAGAGUUUGUGGGACUCAAAGGCCAGCCUGGUUUACCUGGAGAUGACGGUCUCGCAGGCUACACUGGAGUUCCAGGAACACCUGGAAGCCCAGGUGGCUGUAUUCCAGCAGGAGAUGGGGAACAGGUGGCUUUAACAGGUGCUUGUAUAAUGACUCCUGGACCUCCUGGGACACUUGGACUCCCUGGACCGAGUGGCUCAAUAGGUUCUCCAGGUUUUCAAGGACCACAGGGUCCACGGGGUAAAGACGGAGUACUCGGAGAAAAAGGAGAAAAAGGAGAUCAAGGCACAGGUGGAUCUCCCGGUCCACCAGGUUUUCCUGGUCCACGUGGAAACCUUGGUAUUCCUGGUGGAAAAGGUUCAGUAGGAGAACCUGGUUUGCCUGGUCUUUUUGGUCGGCAUGGAGAACAAGGUGAGAAGGGUAUUCAUGGAGAUGUCUUGGGGGCUUUGAAUGGACCACGUGGUGACCCUGGCCUGCAAGGACUUCAAGGGGACAAAGGGCUGUAUGGUGAUGAAGGACAACAAGGCUUUUCAGGAACGGUUGGCAUGCCUGGUAUGAUUGGCUUCAAAGGUGAGAGGGGCUCUUUAGGUCUACAGGGGGAGGAAGGUAGGCUUGGACCAGCAGGCAAACACGGUUACCCUGGUGACCAUGGAAAAACAGGUCCACCUGGGCCUCAUGGGUUCACUGGAGAGCCAGGUUUUACUGGAGAGAGGGGAACAAAAGGAGAACAAGGUCCUCCAGGUUCAGUUGGGUUAAAGGGAAUGCCGGGAGAGUAUGGUGAUAUUGGUGCCACUGGGGAGUUUGGUUCAACAGGUCAGGCAGGACUGACUGGUGCUGAUGGUCGCCUCGGACUUCCAGGAAUGAAGGGAUACAAAGGCCUUUCUGGCAUGGCAGGAUUUAAGGGUAUGACAGGUGUAUCUGGUGUGAAGGGCUACAGCGGACUGAAAGGAGAAUCUGGAGUUCCAGGCGAAGUUGGCCCAAAAGGAAUGAUGGGUGAAAGUGGAGAGAAAGGUGAUCGUGGUCUGAUGGGUCCGCCUGGGAAGAAACCUGAAUUCACUGGCAAGGUGAAAACAGAAAUGAAAGGUGCCAAAGGAGAGCCUGGACCAAAAGGACAACACGGUUUCACUGGACCAAGAGGUCCUAAAGGCUCAGACGGUGUACCGGGCACUAAAGGACGUGAUGGUAUUCCUGGGAACCCCAGCAUUGAGAAAGGUCACCAAGGAGAUACAGGUCCACAGGGGCUGCCUGGGAUUAAAGGAAUGCCAGGCCUAACUGGAAAUCGAGGAAUUACCGGUUUUGAAGGAAUGAGUGGCACAAAGGGAAAUAGAGGAGGCUCUGGUGCUUAUGGUGCAUCAGGAGAAAAGGGAAAUAAGGGACCCAAAGGCGAUAAAGGCCUUCGUAUGGAUGUCCCAGGAAAACCUGGAUUAAGAGGAGAGGAUGGUUUUGAAGGGGAGCCAGGUCACACAGGACUAACUGGGAAGACUGGCGACAAUGGUACACGUGGUUUUGAAGGUAUCACUGGGAAGAAGGGAGAGUCAGGGGAUCCAGGAAUAUUAGGACACCCAGGUUUAGAUGGACAAAAAGGAAAUCCUGGUUUCCAGGGUCAAAAGGGUUUUACUGGAGCUCCUGGUGAUAAGGGAAAUCCUGGUUUACCUGGCUUCCCAGGAGACAAAGGUUUUACUGGCCCGAAGGGUCUUUAUGGUUUACAUGGUCUAAAAGGACAGAAGGGUGCCCCAGGAACCCCAGGUGUGGAUGUGACUGGACCAACUGGAGAAACAGGAGCCAAAGGAGAUAGAGGAGACAGCGGCGACCCCAACAACCAGCCAGGUUUUCCAGGCACAUCGGGUUCGAAAGGCCUACAAGGACCCUCAGGUGAUUUUGGUCAACCUGGACCAGCGGGAUUCCGUGGUCCGGUGGGACCUGAUGGGACCCCUGACAGACAAGGACCCAGUGGGGAUCCUGGUUUUCCAGGCCCUAAAGGACACCAUGGUACCCCUGGAUUCAGAGGAUCACCUGGUGAGGAUGCUCUUCCCGCAGAAAAGGGUGUACCAGGAGUACGUGGUUUUCCUGGAAGCCCUGGUGUAAAAGGAUUUAAAGGAGAUCGAGGUCCAAUUGGAUACAGAGGGGCCGAUGGUGUUUUUGGGAAAAAAGGAGUCAAAGGAGAACAAGGCAUGAUGGGAUUGCCUGGUGUAAAUGGUGACAAGGGAGAGAGAGGCCUCGUUGGACCCAAAGGCACCACUGGACCCCCAGGUUUUCCUGGACCCACAGGUGACCGAGGUCCUCUUCCACUUCCCAUCAGAAUUCCAGGGGAAAGAGGCCCCCAAGGCCCACAGGGUAUAACUGGACCAAAAGGGUUUAAAGGGGAACCAGGACCACACGGCCCCCCUGGGGAUAAAGGCUUCAUGGGACCCAUUGGACAGAAGGGCAUGCCUGGGAUUGCUGGUACACCAGGAAUACCUGGAUUCCGAGGAGAUGUUGGACACUUGGGCCACCCGGGUUUACAAGGCAUGGAAGGUCGCCGUGGUAACACUGGGAACCCUGGCUUGCCCGGGAUGCCCGGCCGCAGUGUCAGCGUUGGUUAUUUGCUGGUGAAACACAGCCAAUCAGAGCAGACGCCCAUGUGUCCCGUGGGCAUGUCUAAACUGUGGGAAGGCUACAGUCUGCUGUACUUUGAAGGCCAGGAAAAGGCCCACAACCAAGACCUCGGUUUGGCCGGUUCCUGCCUCCCGCGGUUCAGCACCAUGCCUUUCCUCUACUGCAACCCUGGAGACAUUUGCUACUAUGCCAGCAGAAAUGACAAGUCCUAUUGGCUGUCCACAACUGCACCUCUUCCUAUGAUGCCUGUAGAGGAGGAGGAGAUCAAACCGUACAUCAGCCGCUGCUCAGUGUGCGAGGCUCCUUCCGUGGCCAUAGCAGUCCACAGCCAGGACAUCACCAUCCCUCAGUGUCCCUCAGGCUGGCGCAGCUUGUGGAUUGGCUACUCCUUCCUCAUGCACACGGCAGCGGGAGAUGAGGGCGGAGGCCAGUCGCUGUCCUCGCCGGGCUCCUGCCUGGAGGACUUCCGCACGACGCCGUUCAUCGAGUGUAACGGGGCCAAGGGCACGUGCCACUACUUUGCUAACAAGUACAGUUUCUGGCUCACGUCGCUAGAUCAGUCGUUCCACCCCGACCCUUCAUCGGGGACGCUGAAGGCAGGUCAGCUCUUGUCACGCAUCAGCCGCUGCCAGGUCUGCAUGAAGAACUUGUGAAAGUCGCCUCUCGCUCCUGAAAUGCAGAUUUGGGUCAAACAUUGUCCCUAAAGCUCCGAUGUCUAAUGACUGUUUGAUGCCACGAGCUUUGAACAUCACUGUAGAUAAGACAGAAGCCCUUUAAUGAAACCAACAGCAUUAUGGGCACGGUAUUUUAUAUUAAGUAUGGAUUGGUGCUUACUGUUUAACUUAUUACCUCAGCUACUGGCACAAUGUUACCACAUCGAAGACCAUGUAUUACAGCUAAACCAAAGACGCCCGUGUGUAUACUCCGCUUCAGUUUAUCUACAUGUUUUCAUUCUACUCGUUCGGACCGUCCAGCCACUAACACAGCUUCUAAACAACUCAAAAUGUCCUAUUUACUUUUAGUAUUAUGCUUUGUUUUUAUUUCUCUAAAGUGCUUAUGAUACAACUGCCUUUUUACGCUACGUUUAGCAUUUUCAUAUAUUUGUCAACACAAUGCACUGAUUCUUUUAUUACACCAGCUGAAUGAACUUGAUCCUUUUCUGUAAGUGUUAAAUAUGCAUCUAUCUAAAACUACUUAUGUCAGAACCGUUACAAAUUUAAGUUAAUUAUUGAACUGCCCUAGUUCCCCAGCAGCACAGAAUGUAAACAGCCUGGAUCAAGAGUCCCACUCUAAAUCAGUGCAGCGGUUACUGAUCCUGGGUUAGAUUACGGGAUUUUACACAGUUUAGAAAGUAGGCCAAAAGUUCUGUUCACAUAGAAAUAAUUUGAUUCAGCAAGAAAAUACUGACUAGCUUGGUUUUAAUUGACAUGUAAUGACCACUGAAUUGGGUUGUAAAGAUUAAAUGUUUGUUUGUAAAA
Molecule: messenger RNA, 6056 nt
Organism: Betta splendens (Siamese fighting fish)
Lineage: Eukaryota; Metazoa; Chordata; Actinopteri; Anabantiformes; Osphronemidae
Gene: col4a2
Product: collagen, type IV, alpha 2
Exons: 48
Coding region: 231-5231 (1666 amino acids)
Cellular component (GO): basement membrane; collagen trimer
Molecular function (GO): extracellular matrix structural constituent
Source: RefSeq, a predicted model, not a curated record